CCCCUCAAUCGGUUAUUGCACUGUGAGCAGAUUACCUUAGCUUUAUCUUUGACAAAUAUUUAACUACAUAACUUUAUAUCUGACAUUUAUCUUACUUGGCAACAUUUCCAAUCAAUAGGUCAACUUAAAGUGAGGUAUAUAAUGUAGACUUUGUAACAGCCUCUAUAGAUCACACCUGCUUAUACACCUUCUGCUGAAGACUCUGAAGAAUUUUUAAAAAGGGGCCGAACUUGCUGGCCCUACAUAUUUCUAAUGAUCAAAAUGGCUGGUGAUUUAGCAGCGAAUGUGACAGACAACAUCCUAACAUGUCCAAUAUGUCUGGAGACAUUUGAUGAUCCACGUGUGCUGCCAUGCUACCACACAUUUUGUCUUGGGUGCAUCAGCGAUCACGCCAGAGUAGAGGGACAGAGGACCUCUUUUCAUUGCCCAAUGUGCAGAGAAACAAUUGACAUUCCAAAGGGAGGAUUACGGAAUCUCAAAAAGAAUUUUGUCUUUCAGAAAGUUAAGACAAUAAUAGACGAAAGCAAAUCUCGACCAAAUACUACACAAAAAGGCCAUUGCGCCACUGACGACCUACCUCCAGGAAAACGACAGGAUGCUGAUUGGUCAUUACAAAACUGUGAAGAACAUCCUGGCAAUGAAUUGCGCUAUUACUGUCAAAACGACGACACCAUUGUGUGUGCUGACUGCAUAGUUACCAGACACCGCGGACACAACUGUAUGCCUCUCACAGAAGUUGUUGGCAAAAGUCGAGCCCAAAUCCAAAUUCUCCAACAAAAAGCUCUCAAGAAGCUUUCAGCGAUUAGACAAAUAGAACAGAAUUUUGAUGCAAAUAUUCCAUUACUAGUACAAAAUGAAGAAGCCACGCUUGAGGCUAUCGAUAAACAAGCAGAACAACUCUAUGCCAUAAUAACAGAAUCAAGAGAGAAGCUGAAAAAUGAGACAAGGACAGCUUUUAAAUCAGAAAGGCAGAAGUCUGAAUCUUAUAAAAAUGACCUUGACCUUCAGAAGGCCAUAUUGGACUCCACCUGCGAGUUUGCACAGCAACUUCUCACAAAUGGCUCAGAUUUUGAUAUCAUGAUGCACACCAAAAUGCUGAAAGAAAGGUUUGGUCAAAUUGAACAGGUACAGCUGUCAAAUUUUGAGGACACAGAGCUGGUGACAUUUGUCCCUGGUAACAUCACCAACAGCAGUGUAGCAGCACUGCUGGGAAAAGUCGCUGUCAAAGAAAGUGAAUCAAGGAACACUAGACAGCAGGAAAAAGGUGAAAUCCAUCCAGAACAAAUUCUUCCAGAAUCUCCUAAAUGUCUUCCCAUACAAGCAAGAGGAGUUUACCAAGACACAAGCCGACAAGUACAUGUACCAAAGUUAUUACUUGCCUCUGAUACUCCACUCAUAAAAAAUGAGGUGGUAAAGAAUCCUAAAGGUGUCAAAAGGAGAUCAGAUCUACCUAAACCUCCAUAUACACCUGGUCAUACUACCCACACACUACCUGUGCGUCCUGCAAGUCCUAGGCAGGUGGCCUCAGCUUCAAGAGGAGCCCAAGAGAGAAGAAGAAAUUCUAAGCCACAGAAUCACUACACAGACCUUGCUGGCAUUCUUAGUGGUAGCUUGUAUUGAGGUACAUGUAGAUCUGCUAUGGACAGAUCCUGAUGAAAUUCAUCCAAGACCGUCAAAAACAAAGGCUGUUGGCACUGUGUGGAAUCAUUUGAGACAAGAAAAUGUUUGAGAAUCUCCGAAGUGGAGUUAACUUUUCAGGUAUAGGGAAAAAGUCAGUGUGUAGGAAAUGCCAUUUUGGAAAAUGAUCACACAAAUCUGACAUGCAAGACAUGGCACAUUCAGAUGGUUGUGUAAGAUUGUAAUUCAACAGGACAUUACUGGGAAAUUUCUGAAUCUAGGCUCUGUCAGCUAUUAUUCAAUGCACCCCAGCACUUGCUAGUCUGCCCUUAUUUCUGACACCACUCUCUACUUAUUCUCACAGAAUCCCACUUGAUUUUACACUGACUGUCUUCCGGCCUAGCUGCAUUGAACUAAGACAACUCAACAAACUUCACAUCAUAUGAUGGGUACACAAGUCUCUUUUAUGAAAAUUUUGAGUGUUUUGUAAUAGAACCAGAAGGCUGUCAAAAUCCAUCCCUGCUACUGCAACAACAAAGAGAGAAUAGGUUCAUAGACUGAAUCAUUUUCAUCAGAGACAUUAACAUGAAAGUUUACAAAAACAAUAAUUUGAAAGAAUGAGAAAAAAAAGUUACGCUGCUGUUCACCAAACAAACACUGGUUUGAACAAAUCAGCACUAUCAGUAACCUUCACUCCACUAAGGUAUUGCUAAGUUAGUAAUUUUUAAUUUACCACAAGCAUAAUCUGUAUAUUUUGAAAUGUUCUAACAUUGAAUUGAAAUUUAAUAUU
Messenger RNA from Lingula anatina, 2407 nucleotides. Its product is annotated as tripartite motif-containing protein 2. Gene Ontology annotation, molecular function: ubiquitin protein ligase activity; zinc ion binding. NCBI's taxonomy places the organism in Eukaryota, Metazoa, Brachiopoda, Lingulata, Lingulida, Lingulidae. Gene Ontology annotation, cellular component: nucleoplasm. The record is from RefSeq and is a predicted model, not a curated record.